AUGCCAGCACAAGCACGAGUUGGAGUUUCGGAAGAGCCGGCUUUGUCUACUGGAUUCUCUUCGACUCCCGAGCGUGCGCAUCACGCAGCUUCGGAGGCGCCAGCUUCCGGCAUCUCUUAUGCACCCUCGGAUCUCUUUUCCCCACGCUCCGCUGCCGCCGUCGCCUUGAGCAGCUUUGCGCACCAGUCCGUGGGAACGGUGGCACAUUCAUCAAGCAACACACCGCACCCGCAGUCUGGGCCGCGCCGCUUAACGGUAUCCCCCACCGAAACAACCCGACCUCCCCAUUCCUUCCCGUCACGCUCACACAUGCCCGCCAUGACCAAUCCGAUGCCUGUCAGGACGCCCUUUUAUCAUCAUCCGGUGUGGCAACCUCCGCCUCAAGGCAUUGGCUGGCACGGACACGGACACGGGAAUCAUCCCCACGCCAUGGGACCCCCCACACCCCACGGCACGGCCUUUGCCACCAAUGCCGCCAGAAACAACUCACCGCAUAACAUGCCGUCCAUGCCUCCCUAUUCCUCCGUUUACCCCGCCAACAUGGAAUACUCCCGGAUUCGGUUGGCGGAACCGCAUUCCAUGGUUACGCCUACACCAUCCAAAAAACCACGCAAGGAAACACCCUCCAAGGACAGCUCGUACUCGCGCAAAACGAAAUCCCUAGGAAUGCUGGCGCAAACCUUCCUCAAUCGUUUUCGUUCCUAUCCUCGCAAUACCCUAGUCAUUGUCGACGAAAUCGCCAAGGAACUCGGGGUCGAACGUCGACGAAUUUACGAUGUAGUUAACAUAUUGGAAUCCGUCCGACUCGUCACCAAAAAGGGCAAGAACACCUACCACUGGAUGGGCAUGGAUCAUCUCGACUACAUGUUUGCCCUCGUUCAGCGCGAAGGCUUCCAAUCGUUUCCCUACGAGGCAGUCAAAACGGGUCUGCUCCGCGGUACCCCGACGGACCAAGCCCGAGAAUCAGGUUAUCGGCAACUUCGCAAGGAAAACAGGUCUUUGGCUAAGCUUUCCAGCCAAUUUCUACAGAUCUUUCUGGUCGGCAACGCCAUCCUCAGUUUGCCCGACGCUGCCGACAAGAUCUUUGGGACUUCCGAUCCGACCGAAACGGCCAUCCUCGCGGCCAAGUUUCUUCCCAAAUCCACCGAUGCAGCCGAUCCCAAAGCUCGACUGCUAGCUGAGACACGUGGUGCCAAGACCAAGAUUCGUCGCCUUUACGAUAUUGCGAACGUUUUCAUGGCCGUCGGUAUUCUCGGCAAACACGAACACUCUACUUCGCAUUGCAGGCCCAAGACCCCCAAGCGUCCCAUGUACCGCUGGACGUAUCACCUGAACGCUGUUCAAAUCGCCAAGGUCUUCGCCACCAUGCCGUGUUCUCUCAAGGAAUAUGAUACCCCUUUUCUCCCCUCACACUCGGGCUCCACCUCGCACGACGGAACUAGUCGAGACAGCCCCGUGUCCGCCACUUCCGGCGACCGUAAAAUUAGUCCGUCACCGGAGCUUUCCUCCACCAGAUCCAUAGCGGCGAGUACACCAGCUUUGCCGACCAAGUCCGAUACAACACCUUCAACCUACAAACAGGGCGUCUUGGACCAGAUACACGUGACUGGUGGAGCGUGCGACCACGGUGACCACGUGCCUGACGGAGAACUUGAACCCCGUCGCGUUUCCCUUCCGGAGGAUGAUCAUCCAGGGUACCCUAUCGAUCUUUAUAUUUGA
Molecule: messenger RNA, 1719 nt
Organism: Phaeodactylum tricornutum CCAP 1055/1
Lineage: Eukaryota; Bacillariophyta; Bacillariophyceae; Surirellales; Neidiaceae
Gene: DEL
Exons: 2
Coding region: 1-1719 (572 amino acids)
Biological process (GO): regulation of transcription by RNA polymerase II
Cellular component (GO): RNA polymerase II transcription regulator complex
Molecular function (GO): RNA polymerase II cis-regulatory region sequence-specific DNA binding; DNA-binding transcription factor activity, RNA polymerase II-specific
Source: RefSeq, a predicted model, not a curated record